This is a messenger RNA of Marchantia polymorpha subsp. ruderalis, 3168 nucleotides long. The record is from the annotation of a GenBank genome assembly. NCBI's taxonomy places the organism in Eukaryota, Viridiplantae, Streptophyta, Marchantiopsida, Marchantiales, Marchantiaceae.
CGACGUCGUCGUGUCUGGCGCGCUCGAGCUAGCUUGGAUCCUCUGCCCACUCGCGACGAGCGAUCUCUCUCAUGGCCGACACUGCUCCACUUGCUUCGGAGGAAUUCAUUGAGUACAGAGAUAGUUCAGAGCAGGCGACCUGUGCAAGGACGGAGGACUGAGAACCAGGUCAAUUGUAUCGUUCUGGAGUUUUUGGGAAUUUUUGCGGAGCAGUUGACGAUAGGAAACGCGGAGGUUUGUCUUUUGAUCCCGCUGAAUUGCGACUUUUUACACGACGGAGACGAAUGCGCGACGUAAUUUGAUGGUUGUUCGAGCUUGAGGCUACUUCAUUUCAAUAGCUCUGGAAGCUGUUGUUAAUUUUUCUUGUUGCAGUCCAAAUUGCAAUCGCAAAUCACGAUCGACUGUUGCAGCAGAGCAUUUUCCAAGACGCUGCCGAUGGUUGGCAAAGCAAGGCUCAAGACGUAGGUUUACGGUUCUGUGGGAAUCAAUCAACCAAGAAUCAAGGCCUUGAAUGGAUGAUGAGACCAGUCGAUGCACAGAAGAUCAAUGCAGGAUUGUGUAUGUGCAUGUGUUCUUCUGCGCGGAAGUUUUAGUGGGCGAAAGCACGGGGAGAGAAAGGAAUGGAGAUGGACACAGGUUUACCGGAGGAUGACAUAGAUCAUAAUACUCAUUCAUCUGUGGUGCUUCAUGUCGACCUUGACUGUUUCUACGCAGCUGUGGAGCAUGUAAGGCUGGGUAUUCCAAGGGAGGUCCCUUUGGCUGUACAACAGUGGGAAGGGCUGAUUGCCAUCAACUAUGCAGCUCGUGCUGCUGGAAUUACUCGCCAUGAGCGCGUACAUCAGGCUAUGAGAAAGUGCCCAGAGCUUAAAUGCGUGCACGUUGAAACCAUUGGUGAUGGAAGUGGCAAUGUGGAUGGUACGAGUAGAGGCCACGCAAAAGUGUCACUUGAAAGAUAUCGGCAGGCCUCAGCUAACGUGUUCAAGAUAUUUCGACGGUUUUCUGACUUAUGCGAGAAAGCGAGUAUCGACGAAGCAUACUUAGACGUUACCAGCAGGGUGGAAAAGAUGAUGAUUCAGGGCUGUAACUGGGAUCAAGAAUUACAUCGACUUAUUGGGAACCAAGAAGAGGGUUCAGAAAUGAUAGUGCUAGACGGUCCUCUGGUUCCAUUCAAUUCUUAUGAUCGAAGGAUGCUGGCAGGUGCAAUUAUCGCUGAAAAGAUUCGAGCCGCAGUUCGAAGUGAGCUGGGUUACACCUGCUCAGUGGGAAUCGCCACCAACAAGCUGCUAGCGAAAAUAGCGUCUGCUAAGAACAAGCCUGAUAAACAGACGCUGGUACCUCCGAGAGCUGUUCCAUACCUUAUGCAGUCAAUGCCCCUGAGAAAAGUGAAGUUGCUAGGCGGUAAACUUGGCGAGGAAAUGACUGAGAAGUGGGGUGUCUCCACAGCGGGCGAGGCACAAGCCGUUCCCCUUCCAGCCUUGGUGGGCUGCUUUGGUGAACGACUGGGGAAUUACGUUUGGAAUGCAGUGCGUGGUAUCCAAAACGAUAAAGUUCAAGUAAAGCAGGUGUCGAAAUCUAUGCUUGCUGCAAAGACUUUCCACUCUACCAAAGAGCUAUCGGACAUAAGGAUGUGGCUGAGUAUUUUAGCAGAGGAGUUGUCUGUCCGUAUGCUGCGUGACUUCGAGCAGAAUCAUCGUCAUCCCCGUCUACUACAAUUAUACUAUCGAUCUGGUGAUUUCAAGCAUUCGAGAGAUCAUACAAAGUCAUGGUCUAUGCCCCAUGCUGCCCUCAGUCUUUUAUCAGCUGGUCCAGAACCAUCUUAUCAAGCCACGGAGAACCCUAAGCAUUACGAAGACCAAGAAUUAAGACUUGGAGAAGACCAUGGAUUAAAAGUGGACUUGUUUCAUGAGGAGAGCCUGCCUUUUGACAGGGAACAUCAUUAUGACGAAGAUGACGCUCAUGUGGAUGAAGACAGCCACGGAGAACAUUCAAAGGACCUGCUGGGUCUUGUUGUCUCAGAAAAAUCAAGAAGUCUUGCCAAAGUGCUAGGAGAGGCCUCAUUCAACAUGUUUAGGAGGCUUGAAGGAACGUUUCCGUGCUCUCGUUUGGCACUUGCUGCCGGUGGUUUCCAUGAACUUCCAGCUCAGGGCACAAAAUCUAUACAACACUUUUUUACCAGUAUUGGAAGAGGAAAGACUUCUCCGUUGGAGAACGCUCUGAGUAACGAACACAAGGAACGCAAGCCAUUGAAGGCAAAACCGAAAGCGAAGGGGAUGCUGAAAUUCUUCAAGUAUGAAGAACCUUCUGUAAUUCUAGAAGAAAGAUGCCAGGAUGCAGUGGAACAUUGGGACAAUUUGCCAGAUGGUCGUCAUGUUGAUAGAAAAGAUCAAAGCGCUUUGUUUGACACAACUAUUCGUGCCUCAAGACCAAAAUCGAAAGGACUGCACAAGUUUUUGAGUCAUGAGAAUCGAACAAUUCAAGAGGUUGGGAGUGGGAAAGAUUUCAAAGACUUGGACAAAUUGCACGAUGAAAUAGACUCCAAUAAAUUGAAGCCUUCAAACGAAGCAACUGAUCUGACUGGCGUUCAGGUUGAAGCGACAGGAGGUCGGUUAAGUUCUGCCUUCGCUACAGAGUUGGAUAUUUACCAAGCAAAAGAACUUUUCAGGUGGAUUCCAGAUCGCGAAGUGGACCACCUAUCUGGUUCAGUUGCGACCGGUAAGGAAGAUGAAAUCAGAGAUCAUCACCGGGAAUGGCCAGGAACUGGCCUUCAUGAGAAAGUGGAACCGUUACUAGCAACUUCUGGUGGAGAAAAUACCUGUGAGCGAAGCUGUCAUAUGGACGUAGGCGAGCUGGAUAUGAUGGAACAGAGUUCGGUACUCGCAACCAGACAACGCCCUAAUCAACAGCCCACAAUACUUGAACAAGAGGCACGGGCUGAGGUUGUGGCCACUCCUGUCAAGAGCUCCAGUGAGCCUUCCCUGAAACAAAAAGGGCAGUCGAAGGGUUUUAGUGUUCCCAUUCCUGCCAAGCGGCAUCGGCUGUCUACGUCAAAGAGAGGUCAACAAUCAAUUUCUAAGUUUUUCCGAACUCAAGAUAAAGCUUGAUUUGUAUAAAGCAAACCAGACUCUUGCACCAAUGCUUUUUUUGUCUAAUAUUUGAAAAUGAACCGUG